Molecule: messenger RNA, 1420 nt
Organism: Populus nigra (black poplar)
Lineage: Eukaryota; Viridiplantae; Streptophyta; Magnoliopsida; Malpighiales; Salicaceae
Exons: 4
Coding region: 285-1241 (318 amino acids)
Molecular function (GO): catalytic activity
Source: RefSeq, a predicted model, not a curated record
CCUUUAUGGUGCUAGGGCCCCUCAAAUUUUAAAAACUGAUGGCCAUGCCUGCACUGCACUUAACCCUCUUCUGCUCUCUCCACGGACCACAGCACCAGCACUUGCAAAUAACUUGUCUUUUGCUUCUUCUGUCUGUCUCGCCUGCACUUCAAAACUAAGGAUCCGGAAAAGAAAAGAAAUCAAUAAAACAUCCUGAUAAUAACUCUUAGUUUAUGAGCCUACUAACAUAGGCAACCUUUUCUUUUCUUUCUCGGUUAGUUCUUGCCAGUGUUGCAAAUCAGAGCAUGUCAAGGUGUUUCAGUUUCACAGGGACCAAAAACUGGUGCUUCAGGUCCACUUUUACAAGAUCGGGGCUCCGAUCCGAUAUCACCGACCUCAAAGAUGGUACUGUAAUGCAUUGCUGGGUGCCAAAGACCCGAAAAGACUCCAAACCCGAUCUCCUAUUAAUCCACGGCCUUGGAGCCAACGCAUUAUGGCAAUGGGGUGACGUCAUCCAACACUUUGUUCCUUAUUUCAACGUCUACGUGCCGGACCUUGUGUUUUUCGGGGAUUCAUACACAACCCGGCCCGAGAGAACCGAGUCAUUCCAGGCCCAGUGCCUGAUGCGUGUCAUGGAGGCCCACUCGGUGCAGAAGUUUAGUCUAGUCGGGCUUAGUUAUGGUGGGUUUGUCGGGUAUAGUAUGGCAGCCCAGUUUGCGGAGGCCGUGGAGAGAGUGGUGAUAUGUUGCUCAGGGAUUUGUAUGGAAGAGAAGGACUUGAUUGAAGGGGUUUUUGCGGUAUCUGAUUUGGAGGAGGCUGGAAGGAUUCUGGUGCCACAGAGUCCUGAUAAGCUUAGAGAGUUGGUGGGUUACACGUUUUUCAGGCCACCUCCUGUGCGGUUGAUACCAUCUUGUUUCUUGGCUGAUUUCAUUGAUGCAAUGUGUGGAGAAUACGUGGAAGAAAAAAGAGAUUUGAUUCGAGCUGUUCCGAAAGACCGAAAACUCUCAGACAUUCCCAAGCUUACACAGCCAACUUUGAUAAUCUGGGGGGAGCAUGAUCGGGUUUUUCCUUUGGAAUUAGGACACAGAUUGAAGAGGCAUUUGGGGGAUAAAGCUCAUCUGACGAUAGUCAAUAACACAGGGCAUGCCUUCAAUGUAGAGAGGCCGAAGGAGUUCAUCAAGCUCUUGAAGGCGUUCCUGGUCGAUUUGCAGCCUCCUCCAGGCAGCCCAGUUUCCAUCCAGUCAAAAUUACAGAAUACUUGACUGGAGAUUCAAAACAUCAAUGCGAUUUGAGGGCUAACAGCACCAUUAAAUGGUGGAAUGGCGGUAGACAAUUUUUGGAGCUCUUUAACAUUCUUCAUCGCUUGUGUACUGCAAUGGUUUUCAUGCUAUCAACCAUCCACUUUUACGAGCUUAAAUAUCUUUAGUCUUGAUUUCUACUA